ACUGGAGCGAGCUAGCACAGAUGAUGCACCUGUCUCAGGGAAAGGACUAACACAGGUGUGUUGGAACUUGGGCUACUGCCAGAGCUAGAUUAUGAGCUCAUUUGAUCCACAGAUACAUUCACCUCCACGCUGCAGCCCGCAAUUUCCAAGCAUCGGCCAGGAACCACCUGAAAUGAACAUCUACUAUGAAAAUUUCUUCCACCCACAGAACGUUCCUAGUCCACAACGGCCCACCAACUUUGAAACAGGGGACUACUCCGCGGCACCCAAUCCUUACUUGUGGCUAAACGGACCUUCCAUUAAUUCUCCACCUUACCUGCCAGGAUCCAAUGGCAGUCCCUACAUCCCACCAGCCUAUGGAAUGCAAAGGCAGCUCUUGCCCAACAUGCAUGGCUUGACAGCGAAUGAAAUGGGCUGGCUCCCUAUGCCUUCUCAAGAGGAGCUGAUGAAGCUGGUCAGGCCACCUUAUUCCUACUCUGCCCUGAUUGCCAUGGCCAUCCAUGGGGCGCCAGACAAGAGGCUGACGCUCAGUCAGAUCUACCAGUACGUGGCAGACAACUUUCCCUUCUACAAUAAAAGCAAGGCUGGUUGGCAGAACUCCAUUCGUCACAACCUGUCCCUCAAUGACUGUUUCAAGAAGGUGCCCCGGGAUGAAGAUGAUCCAGGGAAAGGCAAUUACUGGACUCUGGAUCCAAACUGUGAGAAGAUGUUUGACAAUGGAAAUUUUCGGCGAAAAAGGAAGAAGAAAUCUGAUUGUAGUGCCAGCACGGCGACUUUGGCUUCUGACAAAUCAGAGGACAGUGCCUUAAGUGGCAGCCCCAAGGUUCCAGAACAGCAAGAUAUUUUGGAAAACUCAUCGGGAACUGAGAGUUCACCUGAAAAGAGAUCUCCACCACCAUCAUCCACUACUCCCUGUCUCAACAAUUUUCUCUCCAGCAUGACAGUUUACAUGAACGGGUCCAAUUCAGUGAACCGCUCGGUGCCCCUCGGACUUGUCACUGAUGCUGGGGACAAAAUGGGACAGAAUAUGGUAGGCUUCAACACAUACACGCCUCUUCCCAGUCAUGGGGGUGGUGAAUGGUCCAAUUCCAUGUCCUCUGGUCAUCUUGGCUAUAGCAGUUCAGUGCUUAACCAGUUCAACAGCAGUUUCUACAACAGCCUGCCUGUCAAUAAUACUCUGUAUGCAAGAGAGGGAACUGAGGUGUAAGCACAUGGAGACCUUGUGACAGGAAGAGUCUUGUGAAGUCAGAAUGAGGAACUAUGUCAGGGAAAGGACUUCAUAUGAGUUACCCUCUUCCCCAUUUUUCUUAGACAGACCAAAGUUUCUCUACUAGCGUGUUUCCAGGCAGUGAUGUUCAUAGAAUCCAGUGGCUUCAAAUCAUACAAAGACUCAUAAAAAUUAUAAAGAAGAGCAUAUCCUUUUCACUUUCACAUUAGUCAAUCAGAAAUAAUUUGUUUCAGGCUUUUUGACAUUAAAGCAGAACAGAGUGAUCGCUUCAGACAUAAAUCUACCUUUCAAAAAUCCACCCUCUUUUUGCUUUCUCUGCUUUCCAUUCGAACACAAGCAUACCAUGAAGUAAAGCAUGGUGAUAUUCACUAAUUGGGUUGAAUUAGUUGGACUUUCUUCUUAUCUGAAAACAUGGCAUGAUCUAGCUGAUAUUAAGUAUGCUUUAUAGCUCACUUAUUGGAUGGGAGAAAGCUUAUGCUUCUCAUCUGCUAAAAAAAUACUUACAUUUUUACUUUUUACUACUGAAAUUUACUAUUUUAUCAGUGUAAAGUGACACGCAGAGAAGAAAACAAAGUGACGGAAGUGUUCUUAAAUAAGAAUAUAUAUAAAUAAAAACGUGACUUUUUAUCAUCCGAUUUUUUGGUUUACAGAUAUCGCGUAAAAAAAACAAACCUGGAAAACUCAAUUUAAUUUUCAGUCAGGUGAAUUUAAUCAAAAGUGUCCUAAUCACCAAAAGCAAGGAUAUGUGAUGUAUACAAUGUUAGAUGGUAGUUGAAAAACAAACUGUAGAGUUUCUGAGUUAUAAAAGCCCAAGCUCUUGCUUUUAAAAACAAGGUUUAGUUUGGGUUCGGUGUAGGCAGAGAAUGCUAUUGUUAUGAAGUAUAUUAGAAAAGCUCUCCUGGAAGAUAUAAAAGAUAAGAUACCACACUUCUAAACAUAUGUACGCAUAUAUUUUAUCAACACCUGACAACUCAUGAGGAAAUUGCUAUUAAAUCUGCCUUUUUUUCUUUUCUAAGCUCUAAUCUGUGCUUGUACUUAAAAACCUAUGCUUUCCUUAUGCGUUAUAUAAUGUUGGCUAAAGUUAGGGUGGGAAGUCAUGUUUCUAUCAAGGGCUAAAAUUGGAUGGUGAAAAUCUGUUGCAGGGAGCCCUUUGAUUUUCCAUAGCAAGAAUCAAAACUAUUUGGGUUUACUCCUUAAUGCCUUCUUAUGCUCUCCUUCUUCCUCUCACCCAUGAUGUCAGCAUAGAUUUUUUUCCCUCCAGUGUUUGAUUUUGAAGCCUUAGAAACAGUCUUAUUAGAUUGAAAAACAUUGCACAGCCCUGUCAAAAAUGUGUAGCCGUUGCAUGUGACAAUCCUCGUGAGGCUUCAGUGGUGCUUACAUUUGAUCCAGUAAAAGUCCAAAGGAGUGUAAAUGCCCUCAGGUGAAU
This is a messenger RNA of Thamnophis sirtalis, 2654 nucleotides long. RefSeq names its product forkhead box I1 (gene FOXI1). Gene Ontology annotation, biological process: cell differentiation; anatomical structure morphogenesis; regulation of transcription by RNA polymerase II. Gene Ontology annotation, molecular function: RNA polymerase II cis-regulatory region sequence-specific DNA binding; DNA-binding transcription factor activity, RNA polymerase II-specific. The record is from RefSeq and is a predicted model, not a curated record. NCBI's taxonomy places the organism in Eukaryota, Metazoa, Chordata, Lepidosauria, Squamata, Natricidae.